UAAAAACUUGUAGCUAUUUUUUAAGUUUUUUUAUUAUUCUUGCUACACGUGGCCGCAGUUUAGUUUAGCCUCCCAAAUAAUUAUAUCCCAAUCGCUGAUGCGCGACGGGUGCUGGGCCUCGUUCUUUUCGCCGUGUUCCUCGUUUGCGUUCUCUGGUUGGACGACAUUGUGCGACCAUGGUUCGGAUGAAUGUAUUGGCUGAUGCCUUAAAGUGCCUUUGUAAUGCAGAGAAGAGAGGAAAGAGACAAGUCUUGAUCCGACCAUGCUCUAAAGUUACUGUUAAAUUCUUGACAGUAAUGAUGAAACACGGAUAUAUUGGGGAAUUUGAGAUCGUAGAUGAUCACAGGGCUGGCAAGAUUGUUGUUCAUCUGAAUGGCAGACUAAACAAAUGUGGAGUUAUUGCCCCAAGAUUUGAUGUGUCAAUUCGUGACAUGGAUAAAUGGCAGAAUAACCUUCUUCCAUCAAGACAGUUUGGAUACAUCGUUCUUACAACAAGUUGUGGAAUCAUGGAUCAUGAAGAGGCAAGACGUAAACAUACAGGAGGGAAAAUUUUGGGAUUCUUUUUCUAGAUGAAUUUCUCAUUUUUCUUCCUAUAAUAAAACUGGCAAUAAAGUUGUCCAGAGAA
Messenger RNA from Styela clava, 625 nucleotides. Lineage: Eukaryota; Metazoa; Chordata; Ascidiacea; Stolidobranchia; Styelidae. The record is from RefSeq and is a predicted model, not a curated record.